AUGAGAAAAGCAUCAUCAAAUACAGGAUUAAGCGAUUGGCAGUUUAAGAAAUAUUGUUUGGCACAUGACCUGAAAUCUGCAGUAGGUUCAGCUGCUUUGAUUCGAGGAAAGUGCAAUGGUGAAAAACUUGAGAUGGAAGGAGGACCAUUGAGCAAGGAAUCAGGCUUGACGGCGUCCCUACUAAGUCAACUAGAUACUCCCUGA
This is a messenger RNA of Dovyalis caffra, 204 nucleotides long. The record is from the annotation of a GenBank genome assembly. Lineage: Eukaryota; Viridiplantae; Streptophyta; Magnoliopsida; Malpighiales; Salicaceae.